AUGUCCAUCUACCAGCUCGCCCAGCUGCUCCCGCUGCCAGAUGAGGAACUACAGCAAGUUCUCGACUAUGCCUCGACUCUCUCCAAACCCGAAGCGGUCACACACUUUAGCAACCUCCUCGGCGAUUCGCCUGCCGUAAUCGAUUUUAUAUCCACGUUCAACGCUCGUCGAAAAGAUCCCGCGGCUCCCGCAGCCCCUCCAGCCGCUUCGACAUCAAAAGCUCCGUCCAAAGCUUCAAAACCUGCCGCUCCUGAAACAACAGACGCUGUGCCCAAAUCGACCAGAGGGCCGAAGAAGAAGAAAGCGCCGAUACACACCCCAGAGGCCCGAAAAGUCGAAAACUACGCCGGUCCAGCUGGAAAGGCAUACAAUAAAAAGGAUUCCGAUCUGGAGUACAUAUCUCAGCGAUCCAGUGCUCCGAGCAGCAAUCGCCCGUCAAGGACAGCCUCGCCGGCAAGACCUCCCGUUAAGGAACCAACUGUUACAGUUACAAAAGCGGCACAACCUACCAAGGUCGAAGCCCCAGUCCCAAAGCAAUCGAAUUCUACAGCGGCUGGUUAUCUCAUAUCCGACGGCCCAAAAAAGUCAAAGCCCAAGUCUACACCAGUUUCUCGUACGUCGACGCCAAAGCCGACCAACGGCGGAAAUGUCACCAAGAUUUCAAUCUCAGGAGGUGUGCCGAUGGCGGGCCAGUCUACAGCGUUGGCUGAUCUGGACGCUGCCAUCCGAUCUCUAGAAAUUACGACAAACCCAACGCUGGAGAAGGAUACCAAGUCAAGGAAAUGCAAUUGCGUGGCAGCCAGACACCCUCUUCAAGCUGCGGCCCCCAAUUGUCUGUCUUGCGGAAAAGUCAUCUGCUUGAAGGAAGGCUUGGGGCCAUGUACGUUUUGCGGCACACCACUACUAAGUUCCGACGAGAUCCAAGCCAUGGUUAGAGAACUGAAAGACGAGCGUGGCAGGGAAAAGAUGGCAGCGAACGCAGCGGCUCAUCGCAAGGCAGAUGUAGCCAAGACACCCGCACCGUUUACGCCGCCGCGAGGGUUGGAUAGCGAUGCUCCAUCACUGUCUGAAGCGGCUGCCAAAGCACGAGACCAUCGAGACAAGCUGCUCAACUUCCAGGCGCAAAACGCCAAGCGCACGACGGUGAGAGAUGAAGCAGCAGACUUUGACGUGUCGGGUGCCAUGGGUGGAAUGGGCAGCAUGUGGGCGACGCCCGAAGAACGAGCAAAGGAGUUGAAGAGACAGCAGAAAAUCAUGCGAGAGAUGGAAUGGAACGCACGGCCAGACUAUGAGAAGCGGCAGCAAGUGAUUAGCAUCGACCUUGCUGGCCGUCGAGUUGUGAGGACCGUUGCGCCCGUCGAACGCCCAGUCACACCAGAGGAAGAUGAUGGUCCAGAAAUCGACUCUGGCAUCCUGCGAGAGACUUCUGGAAACAAGAACGCUGGCGGGGCUUUUAGUACAAAUCCGCUUUUGGGGGCCGUGAUGAGGCCCGUCUAUGAUGCCAAAGGCAAAGGGGCCGAGGCAGAGGGCCGAAGCAGCCGCAGCAAGGGAUGGAGAAGGGUUCAGGACGACUUGGAUAAUAAUGAAGGAGUUCUUCUUGACGGAGGAGCGUAUGGCUCACAAGCGGCUGGCGGAGACGAACCGGACUGCGGAUAG
Messenger RNA from Trichoderma aggressivum f. europaeum, 1656 nucleotides. RefSeq lists its product as uncharacterized. Gene Ontology annotation, cellular component: nucleus. Gene Ontology annotation, molecular function: transcription coactivator activity; zinc ion binding. Bases 1 to 1656 code for a protein of 551 amino acids. The transcript has a single exon. The record is from RefSeq and is a predicted model, not a curated record. Gene Ontology annotation, biological process: positive regulation of DNA-templated transcription. Lineage: Eukaryota; Fungi; Ascomycota; Sordariomycetes; Hypocreales; Hypocreaceae.